CUUUUACUUCACUGCAACCGAAAACCCUAAUUGGAAUCUGAUAUUUGAAGUUUGUUGAAGAAUGUGUGAAGUGCUUUCGUAUUAUAUCUGGCGCCGGUUGAGUAAAAAUGGAAAUUUUAGAGUAUCUAUGAAUACAAAAAAAAGGAAACUGAAUAACGCGCGUCGAUCUUAAGUUACAUGCAAAAUCUUCAUCAAAUACAUCUUAACCGUUGGAUCAUAAGUUCCAUGCUAAACUCUUCAGGUUAAUUACUAUUUACUACUUAAAAAAAAUCUUUAUGACAAAAUACAAAAUUGGUUAAAUGCUUUAUAUCUAUCAAGUUCAAUGUGUCUAUUAAUUAGAAUCCUUAGACGGUCUUUUUCUUAUGUAAAUUGGACUACAUAAUCACUUAAUUCAUCGAACAAAACAAAAAACUUACAAAAUCAUAUUCAUCAUGGCGAUCAAGAGUUUGUUUUAUUAUUCCUAAGAGAUAUAUGCAUAGCAGGUUCAGUAAAUACGUACUCAGCUAGCGCAGUUUUAACCAAAUACAUGAUCGGUGAAUUUGGUAUCAUAAAUCUCGGUCAUUGUAAAGCUUGUAUGGAUGCUGAAGCUAAUUACAAAUCAUAUACUCCAUUCAAUAUGUUUUUCCCUAUAUUAUAAUGCAACAAUGCUCCCAAAUAGCUGGUCCUCCAACAUCAUUGUAAGAUCAAAUAAAAAUAAUAAUGUAAACCUUUAUUUUAUUUUAUUUUUAUUUUUUUGUAAACCUUAUAUCUUCUAAGUGAUCUUAUAACAAUGUUCCUAAUUUCUUAUAUUUCAGUUAAUUAUAAAAGCAUUUAGGGUUAAUAUUUUCACUAUCGGUAAUGAUGUCAAGAAUUGAAGUUAAUGAAUUAUCAGAGAAUAGUGUAAUGAUCAGCUGCUUUUUUUUUACGGUUCGAUGCAAACUCAUGCCAUAAGGCAUAAGGUUAUGGUUAUGGCAUAAGGUUAACAAAAAUGUAAACUGGGUCGGCCCAAGAUAAAUUAUUAUAUAUUCAGACCAGCAUAACAAUGUGAAGCCUAGAGCCAGUGAUAUGAACGUACAUUUAUCUAUUUAUCUCAACAAACAAACAAAUAUCGUACAUGGAAAAACUAUAUCUUGAAUGCUUUAAACGUAAUUAUAUGCAAAUAAUAUAGUGUAUAUUUUAAAUAUUUCGUUAUAAAUUAGUUUGAAGAUAUAGAAUAUCUUAAUGUUUUAGCAUAGUUAUAUGGAAACAAUAAUAUAGUAUGUUUUGAAGAUUUUGUUCAAAAAUGUUUAAAAUAUAGUGACCUUUUCCUUGAAGGAAUAAAGAAAAAGUUAACGUAUGAAAGGAAAAGAGAAAAAUAUAAAGUUGAAUUUAAUAUAUAUUCCCAACUUGUAAUACAUUAACAUGUUUGUAUACUUCGAAGACUCUUCUUCAAGUCAGACUAUAUGGUUCCCACACGCAACCUCAAGUUACAACUUUAUAUAUUUUCGUAUAUUCUUGACUAUGCUCUAUUUUACAUAUCCAGUCGUCAUAUCAUUGGGAAGAUGUAAUAUCUUUCUUUUAAUUAGAAUUCACAUAUACUGUCGACAUGUUAUGUAUCAGUUGCAAUCCUAAACUAAAUUUUAUAGACUUGAUAUGAAUUCUUUAAGUUAAAAACAAAUCCGAGUAAAGUCAACGAUGUCCCUUGGGUUACUGAUAGCUCUGAUAAUUCUGUCGUAGUACCGCCUGUUUCCCCCACCACAAAUCAUUAUUCUAAUGUAUUGAAAAAUAUAAUUAAAAAAGUCUCAAAAUCAUCAAACGUCUUACAUAAAAAAACACAAUUUAAUUACAUCUUAUAAGAUCUCUUCAAUCUCCCCCCACUACUUGUUACACCAGUCUGUUGUUACAUUUCUUUCGUAUUCAUCGAAACAAACAAACGGAUCAUUAUGAGCUCUGACAACAGAAACAAUGAUCACGUAAUCGAUCCCGACCGUUUGUUCUGGCAAAACACGGCUUCUUACAAUGGCAGCAGCAAGAUUUUACUCGUAACCAUCGUAGCUUUCUCUAUUAUUAUCAUCAUCGUCUUUACUUAUCAUCUAUACGAAAGAUUCAUCGUCCGCCGCCGUAGAUCCACCUUCCAAGGCCACUCUUUCACAGUUGUUACUCAGCCGCCCAAACGUGGCCUCGACAAAGUUGCCAUUGCUUAUCUCCCUACAUUCGUGGUUGGAGUCAACGGUGAUAACGUACCAGCUACGGAAUGUGCGGUGUGCCUAACCUUGUUGGAGGAGAAAGAUACGGCGAGGAUGUUACCGAACUGCAAGCAUGUUUUCCAUAUGACAUGCGUUGACACAUGGCUCACCACACACUCUACUUGCCCCAUUUGUAGAACUGAAGUCCAGCCGAAUCAAAGGCUUGAGCCUGAGCCAAGAGAAGGGCCAGUUGGUGACGGUGCAUCUUCGUCGGAGUACAAGAGUAGCGGGUCAACGGUUGUGCGGUUAGAUUCGUUUAGGAGGAUUUUGACAAGGGAAAGAUCUUUGGACAGGAACGAUCAUUCUGGCGUUGACCAAGAUCGUGUAGUAGAUCUUGAAAGACAAUGAAUAAUAAGUACUCUUGUUCACGGUACAAUAGUAAUCUUGUUCCUUUAUAAUUUCAAUCUUCUUACUAAAAUCUUUUGUAUGUUACUGUACAAAAUACACAUUAGUUCAAAAAGCUAUUGUUUUAACGUGCGAAAAGAAAAUAAUAAGUGUUGAACUUGUAAAAUAUAAUUCAGACAACCAGAGUCGUGCUAAAGAACAUUUAAAGCAUUGGCUUGGGCAGCAUUUUUUUUAUGAUUUUAGAGCAGCAAAUAAUAUUUAAAUGAUAUUUACCUUUUAUUAUUUAUUUCUUCAAAAUAUGGUAUUGUGUAUAUUUUAUAAGGUAUUACAAUAAAGUAUAUUUUUAUGAUUAUAGACCACUAUUAAUAUCCUUAGAUCGAUUUUUAUAUUAUUUUUAUAACUGUAACCAAAUUGGUGACUGAAAAUAUUGUUUAUGUUAAAGAUGAUAUUUUGUGUGUUACAGUUUUGUUUUACAAUUUAAAUAUAACAAUAACAAUAGUUUUUUGGCUAAAAUUUUAUAUCAUAAAAAUAUAGUUUCAUUACAAAACAAUUUAAUAAAAGAUUAAAAAUAUUUGUUUCAUUUUUUUUUAGGUCAAAAUAUUAAGAUUUAUACCAUUUUUUUUAGAGUUUACAAUAUUGUGAAACACAACUUAUUACAAA
Messenger RNA from Brassica rapa (field mustard), 3209 nucleotides. Its product is annotated as RING-H2 finger protein ATL40. The record is from RefSeq and is a predicted model, not a curated record. NCBI's taxonomy places the organism in Eukaryota, Viridiplantae, Streptophyta, Magnoliopsida, Brassicales, Brassicaceae.